Saccostrea cuccullata (small rock oyster) is the source of this 1965-nucleotide messenger RNA. Its product is annotated as RING finger protein 37-like. The record is from RefSeq and is a predicted model, not a curated record. NCBI's taxonomy places the organism in Eukaryota, Metazoa, Mollusca, Bivalvia, Ostreida, Ostreidae. Gene Ontology annotation, molecular function: ubiquitin protein ligase binding; ubiquitin-ubiquitin ligase activity. Gene Ontology annotation, cellular component: nucleus. The coding region runs from base 130 to 1854 and encodes 574 amino acids. Gene Ontology annotation, biological process: protein polyubiquitination. The transcript is spliced from 2 exons.
UUGUUGAUAUUUUGGAGCAGAGAUUCGUUAUUUAUAUCCUUAGUUGGUGUUAAAUAACAGGGGUUUUUAGGCCCUUUUGGGGAUCUCUGAAGUGAAUGAGCUGCUCACUGGUUGGAAGUUUCUCUGGCCAUGCUUCUCAAUUUUUGUGACAGUCACCUUUAUCCAAAAAUAAGCUGUGAUAAAAUAUCUGUAGAUGGAUACGACAUAAAGAAUCUGAUCUCAGAAGACUUACAUAACAAACAGAAGGGAUUCCUGGGAGAGUAUUUCAUCAAACCCCCAGUAACCAUCACUCUCUCAUUUCCUUGUAACAUUGAGAUCCAGAAGAUUAUUAUAAAUCCAUGUGUGAGUGCCCAAAAGUCAUCUGGAUUAGAACUUUAUAGCAGAAGUAAUCAAGUAAGGACAGGCCCUCUGUGGGAACAUGUUUCUGAAGUUUCACUCAAGGACAAAAAUGCUUAUGAAUUUAUUGUAAGUGCAGUGUUUUCACCUAUUGGAAGAGUGCAGCUUACAGACCCUGACACUGUGUGCUUUGAAAACCGACAAUUUCAGCCUUUGUCUUCAGAUGAAGUUGAAUCUUUUCCCAAAUCAACUUAUAAACACCAUGUAGAACUCAGGGGAAGGAAUGCUAGAGCAUUAAGUUUUGUGAGUGAUCUGAAUAUAAGGGUUACAAGAACUGCAGCUGGAAGAUCUGUUGCUAUAAAAAGUAUUGAAGUCUGGGGUCAACCUUCCAGGUCAGUUCCAAGGUCAAUUAGAGAAAAAUUAAAUAGCUUAUUCCUAAGUAGAACUGUGUCUAAUUUAGUGCCAUCAUUUAAAGAGAGUAAUGUUUCUAGUCAGACUUCUUGUGAGGAAUUGCAUUCAGAUGGAAACCAGACGGAAAAAUGUUAUUCAAAACAAACUAGUGUUCAACUGACAAGAAGCACUUUACAUUUAGAGGGUGGGGUGGAGGUUCCAGAAGAUUUUAUUGAUGCCAUAUCCUGUGAAAUUAUGUCAGUGCCUAUCGUAUUACCAUGUGGAAAAAAUAUUGACCAAUCAACUUUGGAGAAACACAACUCUGUAGAGGCAUCAUGGGGUAGAUUACCCAGUGACCCAUUUACAGGGGUUCCCUAUGACAACAAAAACAAACCAUUGCCAAAUGUACAUCUGAAACUUCGCAUUGACAAAUUCAUGCUGGAAAAUGGUGACAAACUUCAGCAUAUACCUAGAACACUUGGUAGAAAAACAGACAAUUCUUCUGUUUAUGCAGAAAAUGAACCUAAAACAAGCACACUGGUAGAAAGCUCUGAAAUGAGAGCAAAUAAUACUUAUUGUGAGCAAAAUGUGUCUGAUAGAAAUAAGCUUCAGAAAGAGGACUCCAGAAAGAGGAAGAAUACACAGCUAUGUUCUGACAUCAAAGGCAAAAGAUCUAGGAACACUGAAAAUAAUACAAUUAACACACAAUCUCUUGUCAGUACAUGUAAUACAGCAAACUGUGUGAUAGACCUGACAAAAGAUGAAAAGGCCUCAAUUAUUGGCAAAGAGUUAGCAAAGACAAAAUCUCAUGAGGAGGAGCUAAAAGAGAGCAUAAACUCUGCUUUCAAAGACAUUCUUAGCCAGCUACCAUCCUUUACAAAGACAGUGAACAGGUCUCAGGACAAUGCUGGACCCUCUAAUGUGAUUGACCAGUCUCAGAAGUUGAUAGAAAACCAAUGUAGUAGCUGUGAAGGGUCUAGUCAGACUAGUGAUUCCUUGUAUAGGGCCCCCUGUGGUCACCUCUUCUGUAGGAAAUGUUUACUUAAGCAGAGAAACUAUUGCUCUGUGAUAUUUGAUAAAAAUUGCCAGAAAACUUGGAAAUCAAAUGAAAUAUCUAAAGUUCAUUGAAUUUGUAAGAAUGGAAAUUCAUUUCAGAACAUUGUAUUUUAUACCUGUGAUGUUAGUUUGAAAGAACCUAAAUCAUGUGCAUGUACCAAAAUAAAUCUAUGUCUAAUUAAU